AUGUCAUUUCGCGACGGCCAGCGUCGGUAUGGCCAUGUGCCCCCGGUGCAGUACCCCACCGCCGACCAGUCGCAAGAUCAGUCUUACCUCGGCCGACGCCCGAGUUUCAACAACGGGGACGACGCCGCCAUGUCUGACCAGAACCGAGCGCAGCCUCCCCAGGGCCACCAGCAUACAUCUUCGAGGGGCGAGGACGAAUUAUUCUUGACCAGUCCGACUGGAUCGAGCCACUCUGGAGGUCGUCACAGCUACGGCUCGACAAACAAUGCCCUGUCCGGCUACCAACAUCAGUACCAAGCCUCGUCGCCUCCCACAUCGUCUCACUCGACAUACAACCCCCAGGCCUUUGCGCGAACGCCGUCGACGGCCUCAGCGACAACGAGCCUGCCAUACCUCCCCCAUCCGUCGCACCGAUUCCAGUCUGCCACCUCGCCGACUUCAUACACUCCUCCCGCCGCUUCCAGCUACACGCCGCCUGCUUACAACCCGGCCGCCUACGCGGGCACCUCUUCGGCACCCCAGCGGCAGCCGACAUAUUCUGGAUACAACAACUACAGCCAGAGCUACGGCUCCCCGACCAACUCACAGCCCUCUUCCGGUUUUCAGUCGCCUCCCGCUUCAUACAACUCCACUUUUCAGUCGAUGCAGGCCUCCGGAGCUUCGCAAGCCCCGGCUUACGAGCAGUCAUACUCGCAGUCUUACGGCGACAAUUACGGUGCGUACGGGACAAAUGGUACUGGCUCAACAUAUGCGGUAUCAGACACCUCGUCGGCCCCCUAUCCGAUGCAGUCACAGAUGCCUGUCGGGCCAAAUUACUCUGCCGAUCCUACCUCCUUCUACAACAGGUCCACACGGUCCGACUCGGCAGCCUCCCCGAUUUCCUCGCCGCAGAUUCCGCAACACUCUCCUGGUCUGCAACGACAUCCCACCAACGCCCCUCUUCCCAGUCGGCCGAUGGAGGAGCCGACCUGGGACCCGAGCGCCGCAACCCCCACCGACGAGGACCAAGCCCAGCUGCAGGCCAACAUUAUGCAAGACAUUGAGGCGGAACUGGGCGGACGACACCGACCCAUACCUGUCAACGGUCAAUUCUCCGACGACGAACUCUCAGGCUUACGACGCUACAACUCAGACCUCGCAUCGAUGAAUCCAUCCGCUCCGAACAGAAGCAACCCUACCCUCACGGUCGAUUACGAUGAAGACGAUGAUGAUCCAGAGGGAACCGCGGGGUUGCUGGCCAUGCAACAGGCCGACUUGGAAGACCGGCGGUUCAGCAACAUGGCAGCGAUUUAUGAUGCCGCCCCCGCGGCUUUGACUCAGUUCCAACCUACCCCCGAGGAGCAGAGCGACAGUACGGAUCUUGGCGGCAUGGACCUCGGUGCACUUUCGGGUGGUUAUGCUGGAAACUUGGCGUACGGCGACGAAAUGGGAUCACCGCCCCGAGAUGGAUCAAGGCCGCUGCCCAACCCGAACGACUACUCCCAAGCUCCCGCUUUCAGACAGGCCGAAGUCGACUAUGGCGGCACUGGCGGUCUGCAAGCUCCAACUACUCACCGUCUAAGCUUCGACGAGGGCGAUGAACGGGUAUCACUCAACUCCAAGCAGAGCGGUAGCGAGUCUCCGUACAAGGAGGACUACCCUGACAUUUUUUACCAUCCCGGACUUACGAACAGGCCACUUCCAGCGCUGCCGCCAGGCCCGGGUAGCGAUACAAGCUCUUUACUAUCCGUACAGCAAACCACUCGCAGCUACCAUUCCCAUUCGCUCAGCACCGAUUCCCGCACGCUCUAUCACGACGGCUCCGAUUACUACCAACAGAGCACGACAACAGUCAACUCUCUACAAUCACCAUUCCCUGAGCGGUCUAUUUCCCUGUCAAGCCACAGCCAUACCCCUCAGGUGCAGGCGCCGACCCGAUCACGAACUGACGCGGCUGAAGAGCGGAGGAAGAUGGCCAGACACCAAAUGCAGCAGCAGCAGCUUGCCGCACAGCAAGGACUACCUUACGAUGCCUACUCAGAUACCGGAACACCUUCUUCGAUGGCAUAUGAUAUGAUCACAUUACCAAGCGGCCGAAAGAGGAAAUUUGUUCCGUCCAAGUUGACAUCGGGCGACAUCAAGAGGUGUACAGAACCGUGGGCCCUGAGCGGAAUCGCAAACUGGAUCCGGGAAAUGGCCGACGGCGAACCGGACUUGAAGCAAAAGUCGGUCGAGGAAGCGUUGUUGAAGCUCUUCACAGCGAAGGUUCCUACGAUUAACGUGGCUGAUGCUGAGCUUCUGAGCACGCUCGUCUCCCAGCUGAUGCUGGACGCCGGUGUCUUAGUUCCGGAAGAAGAGUGGGUCAAGUUUGGAACCGGGCAGAUUUCCGGAGUCUUGCCCCAGUUGACGGGCACCGGCUGCUACGCGUCCAAGCUGCACGACGAUGAAUCUCAAAGCGGCCGGUGCUAUUCGUACCACUGCAUGAGGACAUUGAAAAAAGCCAAUUUGGACGAGGUGCUGCUCGAAGAGGUCAAGGCUAUUGACUGGAACGUCCAUUAUAAGGUUCAGGAAGCGGACAUGGCAGAGAAGCCGAAGAAGGAAGUUGAACGCCAACACGUUCUUCACGAAAUCGUCAACAGCGAGGAAUUGUUCGUCAACCAGCUCGAGGUCCUUCGCGUCCUCUACAGGGACCACCUACGCAACAGUCAACCGCCCAUCAUUCCCCCCAACAAGAUUGAUAAGUUCCUUCAAGUUGUGUUCGGUAAGGCGGAUGCUGUCCAAAUCGUCAACAAGGAUAAUCUCCUUGCGCAACUGAAGUACCGACAGCAAGAGCAGGGCCCCUGGAUCACAGGCUUUUCGGACCUCUUCCGCGAAUGGAUCCGAAAGGCUCGCGAUGUGUACAUUGACUAUGCGUCCCAGUUCCCUUAUGCCGAGUACAUGGUGCGGAAAGAGUCUGAUCGUAACCUUCUCUUCCGCAACUUCCUUGAUCAAGUACAAAAGCACAAGCGCUCUGAGCGUCUGGGCUGGCAGCAUUUCCUCAAGACCCCGAUCACUCGUCUGCAAAGAUACUCUUUGCUCCUCGAGACCGUUGAGAAGAAGUCCAUUCGCGAUGACGAGGAGAAGGCGAAUCUCGCAAGGGCAAUCGCAGAAAUCCGCAACGUUACCAUGGAGUGUGACACCAAGGUCGCGGAGAUGCAGAAGAAGGUCGAGAUGAUGGAACUCAAUUCCAUGCUCGUCCUGAGACCCGGCUUUCAUUCAGUCCUCAACCUUGACCAUCUGGGCAGAGAGCUUAUUAAGCAAGGCGAUUUGCAAAGAAUGGGCUCCAAGGGUGUCAGAUGGGUCGACACGCACGCGCUGCUGUUUGACCAUUACUUCAUCCUUGCCAAGGUAGUCAGCCCCAAGGACGGCAGGGGUGAGAAGAAGUACGAUGUGUCAAAGGAACCAAUUCCAAUGCCCCUGCUGUUCCUGGAUACGAUGAACGACGAUCCGAUCUCCAAGCAAAAAGGCAUCACAGCCCCCCUGGCCCGGACCGGAGUUGGUGCAGGAGGAUCAGAUCCCAGGCUCAACAAGAUCACGUCUAACGGCACUGAGCGCCCGGGCCUGGAGCAUGUUGCUACGAGCUCAUCAAUAGGUUCGACCUCUACCGCAAGACUCACGCCAUCCUUGUCUACCGACCCCGAAGGCAAAAUCCUCUACCCCUUCAAGAUCAAGCAUCUCGGUCACGAGACCUACACUCUCUAUGCUACAUCGUCACAAGCCCGAGCGGAAUGGGUUGAGAAGAUCAUCGAGGCAAAGACGCGCCAUGCUAAGGCGCUAUUCUCGCAGAACGCUGAGCCCUUCCGCCUUCGAGUGCUUGCCGACAGCGCCUUCGUAUAUGAUGCGGCGUCUGCUGUUGGAAGGCAACCAGGCGUUCCGAUCCGGGGUACCCCGCUCGAUCGCGCUGUCCGUGAGAUUGAGGAGGUCUACGGACCUGGCAGGGGGCCUGCUCCGGUUUGUCGAGCGCAGGUCAACUGUGCUUGUGGUUUCAACGCAUUUGGCAAGUCCAUCAUUGCCAUCGGAACAGACUACGGCGUGUACAUCUCUGACGCGACAAAUCCCCGCGGAUGGAUGAGGAGCGUACAAACUUCAAGGGUCACACAAAUAGCAGUGCUUGAGGAGUUUUCGGUUUGCCUCAUCAUUGCAGACCGAUCCCUGAUUGCGUAUCCGCUGGAUGUGAUUGCGCCAGUAUCAAACUUCCCUGCUCCCGCUCACGACAACCCUAGGCGUGCCCCUCAGAGGCUAGCCAAGGACGUGGCAUUCUUCGCCACGGCUCGCAUGAAGGAGCGUAUGCUCGUCUUCUUCAAGCGAAGAGAGGGUAUGCACAACACCUUCAAGGUGCUUGAGCCGGUAUUUCAGAAAGCCUCAGAGAAGAGAUCGCGGCUGUUUGGUGGGCACAGAGGCAUCAAGGGCAGUACCGACUCGUUCCGCGACUACGACGAGUUCUAUUUGCCGACAGAGUGCUACUCUCUAAACCUCUUCCAAAGCUACAUCGCGGUGUCUACUGCGAAGGGCUUCGAGCUGCUCACUCUUGACAAGAAACAGACGAUGUCGAUCCCCGACCUUAAGCAACCAGCAAUUGCCAACAUCGCCAGCAGAAUUAGAGACCAAAGGCCACUCGGCAUGUUCAAGCUGAAUGACCAGGAAUUCCUGUUGGCGUAUGAGGACUGCGCGGUCUACGUUGACAAGCACGGCGAUGUGAGCCGCACUCUCAUCAUGGAGUACUCGGGCAAGCAGAAGAAGGCUACGAGUGCGACAAUGUACGGACAGUACCUGCUCCUCUUCAACGGAGAUUAUGUGGAGGUGCGCAACGCCGAGAACGGUCGCCUCAGACAGAUCAUUGCUGGCCGCGAUGUUCGCUGCCUCGACUUCGGUGUUAGAGGCCCGACGGGCGGCAACGCGACAAACAACCAGCAGAACAACUGGCUCGGCGGCCAAACGCCGGCGGGAGAAGACUCCAAGGGAACGGUCAAGAUUUCCAUGAGCCAUCCUGAGCAACAUGGCGUGCAGAUUGUCUUGGAGAUGCUUCUCAACGAUGGACAUAUGGAGAAGUAA
This is a messenger RNA of Colletotrichum chrysophilum, 5070 nucleotides long. RefSeq lists its product as uncharacterized. Gene Ontology annotation, molecular function: guanyl-nucleotide exchange factor activity. NCBI's taxonomy places the organism in Eukaryota, Fungi, Ascomycota, Sordariomycetes, Glomerellales, Glomerellaceae. The coding region runs from base 1 to 5070 and encodes 1689 amino acids. The transcript has 2 exons. The record is from RefSeq and is a predicted model, not a curated record.